This is a messenger RNA of Diceros bicornis minor, 6558 nucleotides long. It is a transcript of the gene PGBD2, whose product is annotated as piggyBac transposable element derived 2. The coding region runs from base 4165 to 5964 and encodes 599 amino acids. NCBI's taxonomy places the organism in Eukaryota, Metazoa, Chordata, Mammalia, Perissodactyla, Rhinocerotidae. Gene Ontology annotation, molecular function: sequence-specific DNA binding. The record is from RefSeq and is a predicted model, not a curated record. The transcript is spliced from 6 exons.
UUCCCGUUUUCCUCACUUUCCUUUGAUAUUGAGAUGAGGAAGAGAAGAAGGGAGGGGGGCCUAUAUAUCACAAAGACCUUUCUUUCUUGAGCCGUUUUACACUCUGCUCCGUUUUGAGGUAUUUACAAAGUGUCUUAUUUGAAAAAUCAUUUUGAAAUAAUUUCAGAAUUAAAAAAAUGUAAAAAAAUUGGACAGAGAAUUCCCACAUUCUACUUACCUGGUUCCCCAAAUGUUAAUAUCUUAUUUAACAGAAGCAAUUAGCAAAACCAGGACACUAACAUAUACAAAUCUUAUUCAGAUUUGUCUGGUAGUCUCACCUAUUUCUUUUUUGUAGUAUAGGAUGCAAGUUAGGAUUUAGUUGCAUUUAGUUGUAGUGUCUCAUUGGAAAAAUUUACAUUUUGAGCAGUAGAGGCCCCCUUCCCCCUCCUCGCCCCCAAGACCCUUCAGAGUGGUCCUGGGAGCGCCAGGUCUCAAAUCAAAGAGUCUUUUCUUCCUGGGUGCCAGGGCCUGUUGAGAAUGUCCAGCUGGGCCUCUGGGCGGCUUUGGCACAGGAGGUCACUCUCUGUGACCAUCUGGCCCUGGCCAUUUGCUCAGCCUCUCCUUGUUCUCCCCCCUCUCAGGCCGACCUCCUUCUGCCUUUAGAUCUCUGAAGACAUCCUCCUUGGCCAUCUUCUCUUUCGGUCUGGGCUUCCUCCUUGGUGAUCUCUUGUGGUUUCUAGGAUUCUUGCAGCUUUGAGCAUUCCAUGAAUGCUCAGGAAUCUCACUCGUUUAUGACUCCAGCCCAGGUCAUUUCUCUGUCCCAGACUCGCAGAACUUGUGGCCUACCUGAUGCAUUUCUGAGUUAUCUCAAAAGCAUUUCCGGGUCAUCUCAAAAGCAUUUCCUUCUCAAUAUCUGCAGACACAGCUCAAACUUGCCCACAUGUGGUCCCCUUCUUGUGCUCCCAGCCUCUGUGAAUGGCACCACCCUACCCCAGCCACUUAGCCUGAACCCCAAGAUCAGCCCUUCUCCUACUCCUCAGUCAACUCAGACUUGUUGGUUUACUGUUUGAAUCCCCCCUGGGCCGGCCCAUUUUUCUCUGUAGGCACCACCAUCCUGCCUUCCUAUCUCCCUGUGUCUGCUUUGGUGCUCUCACUCAAUUGUUCACACCACAGUCCGAAUAAGCUUGUUGAUACAAACUUGAUUGUGUCAUGCACUGCCUGUAAUCUUUUUUAACUUCCUUUUGCUCUAGGAUAAAGACAAGUCUCCUUAACAGUGCCUUCAAGGCCCUGCAGUGCUGGUCCAGCCUCUUCUUGUACCCCUUCUUCCUUGGGUUCCCUACUCUAGCCUGACUGGCUUUGCUUUCCCCCUCAUUUGUUGUUCCCUCUCCUGGGAUUCUGUUUCCUGCCCACUUAGGGAAUUCUUACGCUUCCUGCAGAUCUCUGUCUCGUCUUUCCUUCCUUAGGGAAGCAUUCUGUGACCUCCCUGACUAGGUCUGGGUGCUGUUUUGUGGGUCCUGAUCUCUCCUCUCUUUGGUAACCCUGUUACAGUGGCAAUUUUAUACAUACAUGCUUGGCACCUAGUAGACACUUAUGAUGUUUGCCAAGUGAAUGAAGAAGUGAUGGGGUACUUAAUAUAGCUGCCCAGCAGCCUCUAUCUGGACAUCACUCCCUUUGGGAAUUUGCUUAGCCUGUAGGAAUUUGCUUGCUUACUUUUGUCCCAUUCCUCUGUUGGUUCUGUUAGGCAGGGCAGGAAGGAUGGAGGGGCACACCAGAAGGGAUGGAGGGCCUGGGGAGCAUAGCCCAAGGACCACUGAAAGGGAGAAAUGGCUUUUGCUGCCCUUCCUUUCUAGCUACUCCUUCCAUCCUGGUUGAAUCUGCUGUAUUAAUUGACUCUCCAUUGACAGACAUUUCCUAUGCAGGGUUUCAGAGACUCUUUAGGAAUAUAUUUUGGUUAGUGUCAAUCAUAUAUCAAGAGUUCUUAGUUCUAUUCUAAAUAGCUAUCUCAAAGCCAAAAAGUGAAGGUGAAAAUGAGGGCCUGCUGCAGGAUGAGGUAGAUGGGGUUCCCUGGACUGUGGCCAUUUGCUCUGCAACAUGAGUUGUUCAGUUCAGCAAAUAUUUAUUGGGUGCCUAUUGCAUGCCAGGAGCCAUGUUGUCUUCUGGGGAUACAAAGCUGAAUAAAUUCUACACCCAUCCUGCCAUCAGAGGGCAUGUUCUGGGGGUCAACAUGCAGUAAUCAAGGUGAAACCUGUGAUAGAGGAAGCCUGGGCUUGGAGAACAACAUUACGGGUCAUGGGGUGGCCUGAGCUGAGGCAGCGGCUGGUCAGGGGAAGGCUGGGGACCAGGCUGUGAGUGGCCUUGACCUUAUUUCAGGGCUUGUGGGGUUGUGACCCAGGGAGGUUCUGCUCAGGCUGUGAGGAUAGGCUAGUGUCAUAAUGACUGGUUGAGGGCUGUCACUGAAAGUUAGUGGAUGAGGGACAGCCUAGGGCACAACAGAGGAAAAGAUGAUGAGAUGAGCUGCUGAGGGUAAGAGUGACUGUGAAGUGGUAACACAGGCCUCUGACCCAAACCUGGCCAGACACGAGGAAAAAGAAUGUUUGAAUUUUGUCAGAGUCAUACUGAAGCACCCUUUAAUCAAACAUAGAAUUUUUGCAGCAAGAUGUAUGGAUAUCUACAGUAAAUAAUAUAAAUAGAGAUUAUAAAGAGCCUCAGAUCAUUUCUGACUUUACUGCCAGAGUUUGUUGCCAAAUUUUGAAAAAUCGUUCAUUUUUCACAGCAUUUUUGACUUCUGAAAAUUGUGGGUAAGGGAUUGUGGAUCUGAAAUGAUAGCUAACACUUGUAGAGCCAGGUCUGUUGUGUGUGUUUCACAUGCAUUGACUCUUGUUGUCCUCACAGCAACCGUACGAGAGUCAGUACCAUGAAGAUGCUGUUUUACAGUGGCGCAAGAUAUUUGUGUUUUGGAACACUGCAGACGAACGCCUUCUGCUUGCCACUCCCUCAUCGCUACAGACGGCGGUCUUCCCAAGGGAUGCUGAGUGGAUCAGCUUGAUAGUAUUUGCUCAUUUGUGUGCAAGUAUCCCUGUGCUUUUGUGUGUGCAUGUGUGAGUGUGCCAAAUAUGCAUUCAAAAAUAUAUAAAAUGCAUAGGAACAGUUUUUAAAGAAUUAUGAAACAACUUUGAAUAUCGUGUCAGUUUAAGAAAUAGAACCUUAUCGAAACGUUAGAAGUCCCCUGUGUGUCUGCCUUAAUUGCAUCUUUUCUCUUCAAAGGUAACCACAAUCCUGAAGUUCCUCUUAAUCAUUCUUUGCUUUUCUUUUAUAGUUUUACCGUGUGUAUGUACGUAUCUCCAGAUUAUAUGUAUAUAUUUUAGUUUUGUUUGACUUUUUGGUCCUGGUAAAAUGAAAUCACGUAGCAAGUUUUCUGAGUUUUUUUGCUCAGUAUAUUUUUGAGAUGUGUUCAGUGGUGCAUGUGGCUGAAGUUCUUCAUUCUCUUUUUCUGUUGUAUUCCACUGUAUCCUUUCUAUUGAUGGCCAUUUUGGCUGUCUCUAGUUUUUGCUACUGUAGAUAAACAGCGCUGUAGUGGAUAUUCUGGUGCCAGUCUCCUGGUACACAGGUAUAGUAGUUCUCAAAUGGUGUUGGGGAGGUAUCGAGGUGAGAGGAGGAAAGGAGACGCUUUUGGUUGUCAUAACUGGGAGGUGGGGUGCUACUGUCUCUAGUGCGUAGAGGCCAGGCAUGCUGCUAAACAUCCUGCAUUGCACAGGACAGCCUCCCCACCCCUUCCUCCAACCCUUCCACACACCAGAGAACUGUCCAGCCCCCAAAUGCCAGUGCCAAGGCUGAGGACUCUUGCUCUAGGGUAAAUACUUGGGGUGGACUGCUGGGUGGAAGGGGAGUUCAACUUGAGUAGUUACUAACGCACUGUUUCCGCUUCUUUCAGCAGUGUAUGUGGCCUCUUGCAUUACUGGUUGUCCUCUCCAGCACUUGAUGUUCCUGCCGGAUCCCCAGGUGGACGAGACUGCCUCUGCGACCCCACUUGAGCAGGGCUGGAGCUGGUCACAGGGCUGCUUCAGCGUCCACAGCUGGGACUAAGAUUGUCAGUUCAUACGCUUUGGAACUGUUGUCAGUGGAGCUCUUUGAAGUUUUGUUUGGGAUACAUUCCUCCUGAGAGAUUCUUAGACUCUGCACGUAAAGAUGACCCCAUGUUCCGAGUUCAUCAUGGCCUCACCCUCAAGCGGCCUCACUGCCAGGAGAGGUGCUGGCUCAAAGCUGAAGUCCACGAAGCUGCUUGAGGUUCUGCAUGCCCUGGAGGAGGAAGAGUCUGGCCACAGCAAGGAGGUCUUCAUUGCACCGCCCGACAAUGCUGCAGGUGACUUCACUGAUGAGGACUCCGGUGAUGAAGAUGGCCGGCAAGGGGCCCACCUUCCUGGCACUGUGCUGCAUGCCUCCAUUGUGCCUGAGGACUCCAGCACUGGGGAGGAGGAUGAUGACCUGCAGCUGCAGCCAGCCACAAAGAGGUGGAAAGCAGUAGAGGAACCUCAGCGUGUUUGGACCAAAAGAGAUAUCCGACCAGACUUCAGCAGUUGGACAGCGUCAGAUCCUCAUAUGGAGGAUCUCAAAAGCCAAGAACUGAGUCCUGUAGGCCUCUUUGAAUUGUUUUUUGAUGAAGGAACAAUUACUUUCAUUGUUAAUGAAAGCAAUCGUUACGCUUGGCAGAAAAACGUCAACCUGGGUCUCACAGCCCAGGAAUUGAAGUGUGUUUUGGGCAUUUUGAUUUUAAGUGGGUAUAUCUCCUAUCCACGGAGAAGGAUGUUUUGGGAAACAUCUCCUGAUUCACAUCAUCAUCUUGUGGCUGAUGCAAUUAGAAGGGACAGAUUUGAACUGAUCUUCUCAUACCUGCAUUUUGCAGAUAACAACAAGCUGGAUGAAAGUGAUAGGUUUGCCAAGGUCAGGCCUCUCAUUGUCCGGAUGAACUGCAAUUUCCAGAAGCACGCACCCUUGGAAGAGUGCUACAGCUUUGGUGAGUCCAUGUGUGAGUACUUUGGACACCGGGGGUCCAAGCAGCUGCCUGUGGGGAAGGCUUUGCGCCUGGGCUAUAAGAUCUGGUGUGGUACGACCAGCAGGGGAUAUUUGGUAUGGUUCGAGCCCUCGCAGGGCACGCUGUUCACUAAGCCAGACAGGGGCCUGGACCUAGGAGGCAGUAUGGUGGUAAAAUUUGUGGAUGCACUUCAGGAGCGCGGCUGUCUGCCGUACCACAUAUUUUUUGACAAGGUUUUUACAAGUGUCAAACUGAUGUCCAUUUUGAGGAAAAAAGGGGUGAAGGCCACAGGAACUGUUUGUGAGUACAGGACUGAGCAGUGUCCCCUCAAAGAUCCCAAAGAACUGAAGAAAAUGAAGAGGGGUUCAUUUGAUUACAAAGUUGACGAGAGAGAGGAGAUCAUUGUGUGCCGCUGGCAUGAUAGCAGUGUGGUCAAUAUCUGCUCCAAUGCCGUAGGCAUAGAGCCGGUGGGGCUGGCCAGUCAUCACUCAGGAGCUGCCAAAACGCGGACCCAGGUCCAUCAGCCAUCCCUGGUGAGACUAUACCAGGAGAAGGUGGGGGGUGUUGGCCGGAUGGACCAGAACAUCGCGAAGUACAAGGUGAAGAUUCGCGGCAUGAAGUGGUACUCGAGCUUCAUUGGCUACGUCAUCGACGCUGCCAUUAACAACGCAUGGCAGCUGCACAGGAUCUGCUGCCACGAUGCCCAGGUGGACCUUCUGGCCUUCCGGAGAUAUGUGGCCUGUGUGUACCUGGAGAGCAAUGCUGACACGUCGUCCCAAGGGAGGCGAAGCAGGCGGCUGGAAACCGAGAGUCGCUUUGACAUGAUUGGGCACUGGAUCAUCCACCAAGACAAGAGGACUCGGUGUGCCCUCUGCCACUCACAAACCAACACCCGCUGUGAGAAGUGCCAGAAGGGUGUCCACGCCAAGUGCUUCAGGGAGUACCACAUCCGGUGAUACCCAAUGGGCAGAGUGAGCUCUGUGGAUGUUUGGUUUAUAAUGAGAUGUUUACAGCUAAUUACAUAUAGUAGUUGGAGCACUGGAGUUUUGUUCGUGUUGGAAAAAAGAAACCUGAAGCCCUGAUGAUUUGGUUUUGUAUUUUCUCCCCACCUCCAUUACAGUUAUCUUUUUAUUGUCUUCUUUUAUGACAAAUUAAUAUGUUAGUAUUUAUAUUAGUAAUGGUAACUAUUUGUAAAUCUGUGUUUUAUUCCGUUAUUUAUUUCAACUUAUGGGCACCUUUUUAUUCAAAUAAAAAUCUUGCUUUGGGUUAUAGCUGAGUCCUAGUAAGGAUAAUGAAAUGUAACCAGAAAUUUUAGAGAAACUUUCAUGAACAGUAAAAAGGUUUUACAGUUGUAUUUUAUCAAUUAUAAUCUAAGAUAUAGGCAAUAGUAUAUGAAUAUUGUAUCCGUAUGAUGAAGGAUAUCUUAAUCAUUUAUUUCACUUUAAUCCAAUGCUAGCAAAUUGUCCAGGGAUAGAUAACCUGCCUUGUGUUUAUCCAGACAACUAGAUUUGUAGAGUUUGUAUUUUCUUGAUAAAAAUAUUUUCCUAAUA